AACUGUGAAUGCAUUUCCAGAGGAGAUAAUAGAGUGAAAUGUCUGGAAAUGGGAUGUGAUAUGAGUUUUAUCUCAAACUACAAACUCGAUGAACACGUGAAGAGAGUGCACCCGAACGCCCGACCCUUCAUGUGCCCCAACUGUCACAACACGUAUAAACGAGCCAUUAAUCUGAAGAUUCACGAGAAUAAGUGUAAGUCGAGACCAAACAGACACAGAGCCACUCCGGAGGAAGAGUUGGAUUUGAAGCGCUGUGUACUCGACGACCAAAAGACAUAUCGCUGUGAUUGGCCGCACUGUCAGCAAGUUUUGGCCAAUAGAUACAGAUUUAUGGGUCAUAUAAGGGCGCACCGCGGUGAUUAUCGGUUCCCUUGCAAUGAAUGCGACAAAAAGUAUACUCUGAAAGACCUUUUGAUGAGACAUAAGAAGUUGUGUCACAACACAUCGCCUGACAAUCUGCUGGAGUGUCGGCACCCGGACUGUCAGUUCACGACUCGACUCCAAUCUAAACUGGAAAUGCAUUACAACGAGAAGCAUAUGAGUGAACGGCUAUUCAAAUGCCGUAUCAAUGGCUGUAAAUUGAGUUUUAAACUGAAGGAAGACUUAAUCAAACAUAAGGCUAAGAAACACGUGAAGUAUGUGGUCAAUGGAAAU
Molecule: messenger RNA, 654 nt
Organism: Oppiella nova
Lineage: Eukaryota; Metazoa; Arthropoda; Arachnida; Sarcoptiformes; Oppiidae
Source: the annotation of a GenBank genome assembly